AACCCCGCAUUUUAUCCCAGUUUAUCCGUGUUUGGUCCGGUUUGAGCCGGUGCAGAUGAAGAAACGGCCCCGGUACUUCACCCCCGCGGAGGUGGCCUCUCACUUCACGUCGGGCGACCUGUGGGUGUCCUUCCUGGGCAAAGUGUGCGACCUGACCCCGCUGAUGAAGCAGCACUCAGGUGACGUGCUGCUGCUGCCCAUCAUGGAGUGUGCUGGGAAGGACAUCAGCAGCUGGUUCGACCCAAAGACCAGAGAUAUCCUGAGGUUUGUGGACCCUGUGACGUGCUGCGAGCGGUACUACACCCCCAGGGGGCGCUUCGUGCACACGCCGCCCAGCGGGCCGCGCUCCGACUGGAACACGGACCUGGGCCAGCCCUGGUGGAAGGACCGCCGCUACGAGGUGGGGCUGCUGUCAGCCAAGACGCGCUGGAUCCGCGUCGUCAACACGCUGACGUCACAGGAGCAGCUGCUGGAGGUGUGCUCGGAGGAGACCCUGGAGGAGAUCCUGCAGCGCUACCUGCACCACAACGCCCACGCCAACAGCUACACCUGGAAGUACCACGGAGUCGUCCUGGACAUGCAGAAGACGCUGAGCGACAACGGCGUCAUGGACGACGACCUGGAGCUGGAGCAGCUCAGGAUGGACCGCGACCUCUUCGUCCCCGCCAUCCUGCUCUACUUCAACGACGACCUCACCGAGGGGUGACGUCAUCGCUGUGACAUCACAUUAAACCUGCUGACAGGUCCUGUGAUCUGAA
Molecule: messenger RNA, 758 nt
Organism: Poecilia latipinna (sailfin molly)
Lineage: Eukaryota; Metazoa; Chordata; Actinopteri; Cyprinodontiformes; Poeciliidae
Gene: cyb5d1
Product: cytochrome b5 domain containing 1
Exons: 4
Coding region: 56-706 (216 amino acids)
Biological process (GO): cilium movement
Source: RefSeq, a predicted model, not a curated record